Messenger RNA from Osmia lignaria (orchard mason bee), 1021 nucleotides. The record is from RefSeq and is a predicted model, not a curated record. NCBI's taxonomy places the organism in Eukaryota, Metazoa, Arthropoda, Insecta, Hymenoptera, Megachilidae.
UCCUUCUAGUAGCACGGCAAAUAACACGCUAAUGAUUCCACCUAGGCCAUUACCUUCUAAUGUUUUGAAUUCCUCUUCAGAUGCGAAUGAACAUCAGACAAAUACCUUAAAUUUAGAGUCAUUACAACCUUCCAAGGACAGUAUGACUAGGGACGCGGUCACGUCAUCGCCUAAACUUUCAAAAACCUUUACGGGCACCCAAUACGAUGUAGUAAAAAGUUUUAUUCCUCAUUUUGAUGGAAAGCCGUCCCAGGUAAACCAUUUUAUUGCCCAAUGUAGGCUUGCCGACACCUUAGCAAAAACCGAGGACAAAACACUUUUGCUCGCUAUAAUUCGGAAUCGAAUGCAAUACCGGGUUUACAGGGGUAUAAUGGGUGAUGACGAACUGGAAACUGUGGAGGAGUUGAUAGCCCUGAUUAAAUCCACGUUCGCCCAAAGUUUUAAUCUAAAUGAUACUCAAAAUGAGUUGAAGACCGUACGCCGUCGUGAAAGCGAAUCGAUCGAGGAAUACGGGUUCCGAGUAAACGAUAUUUUAGAUCGUGGGGUACAGGGGGCGAAAGAAGAUUUGAGUUCAGAGGAAUUUGGGGGCAUUAAAAAAUUACUUAUGACGAGCGCGGUGGCAGGAUUUUUAGGGGGACUGGGAAACGAUGUUGUCGCGAAUAUUCUGUCUAACGAUGAUGUUAAAGAUUUAAGAGCAGCGAUUAAAUUAGCGUCAAAAAUUGAAACUCAGGUGAAUUCAUCGCGGAAUUCACAGAACACCAACGUUUCUGAUACGAAUUCUAGAGUUCUAAUCGCGAAAACGCGCGACCGCAAAUGUGUUACCUGUGGAAAGGCCGGGCAUAUUUCUGCGGAUUGUCAGGUGCGCCGGGAUCGUCGCUUCAUAAAUUCGAAUCGUGACCACCAGUUUCCUUCAAUUUCUGAAAAUCAAGGAAAUCCUUUGAAAUCGAGAAGGAAUUGUUAGCAGUUUUGUUUGGAAUGGAAUAUUUUCGACCCUACCUUUAUGGUCGAUAAUUUACGUUGU